Messenger RNA from Melanotaenia boesemani (Boeseman's rainbowfish), 1700 nucleotides. It is a transcript of the gene tada2a, whose product is annotated as transcriptional adaptor 2A. Gene Ontology annotation, cellular component: SAGA-type complex; nucleus. The transcript is spliced from 15 exons. Gene Ontology annotation, molecular function: transcription coactivator activity; protein binding; chromatin binding. Lineage: Eukaryota; Metazoa; Chordata; Actinopteri; Atheriniformes; Melanotaeniidae. Bases 91 to 1428 code for a protein of 445 amino acids. Gene Ontology annotation, biological process: regulation of transcription by RNA polymerase II; chromatin remodeling. The record is from RefSeq and is a predicted model, not a curated record.
UUGUCUUUUUCAGAGUUACUUGCGAGCUUGGAUAAAUAGAUCGAUUCAAAACACCGAUUCUGGUUUUUAUUUUUGUUAAAAUCUCAUCGAAUGGACCGUCUAGCAUCUUUUGCAAAUGAUCCCUCUGAUAAACCACCAUGCAGAGGUUGUUCAUCGCAUCUAACUGAACCGUACAUCAAGUGUGCAGAAUGUGGACCUUCUUCUUUUUUACUUUGCCUCCAGUGUUUCACCAGAGGUUUUGAAUACAAGAAACAUCAGAGUGACCACAAAUAUGAAAUCAUGACAUCAGACUUCCCAGUGCUGGAGCCUGGAUGGACCGCACAAGAGGAGAUGGCGUUGCUGGAGGCAGUUAUGGACUGUGGGUUUGGGAACUGGCAGGAUGUGGCAUACCAGAUGCGCACCAAAACAAAGGAAGAAUGCGAGAGCCACUACAUGAAGAAUUUUAUUAAUAACCCACUCUUCUCCUCUACUUUGCUCGGCCUGCGGAAAACAAAAGACUCUCGCUUUGCAGAAGGAGCUAUUCCUUUUAAACCCUCUGAUGAUCCCCCUCGGCCCACAUUUGACUCUGUGCUAUCUCGAGACAUGGCAGGAUACAUGCCGGCUAGAGCAGACUUCAUGGAGGAGUUUGACAACUAUGCAGAAUGGGAUUUGAAAGACAUUGAUUUUGUGGACGAUGAUUCAGACAUCCUUCGUGCACUGAAACUUGCGGUUGUUGAUAUAUAUCAUUCAAGAUUAAAAGAAAGACAAAGAAGAAAGAAGAUCAUACGAGACCAUGGAUUGAUCAACCUGAGAAAAUUCCAGAUGCUGGAACGAUGCUACCCAAAGGAGGUGCAGGAGCUGUAUGACAUCAUGAGAAGAUUUGCUAGAGUGGUUGGACCGAUUGAACAUGACAAAUUCAUUGAAAGUCAUGCAUUGGAGUUUGAGUUGAGGAGAGAGAUCCGCAGGCUGCAGGAGUACAGGAAAGCAGGGAUCAAAUCUUUCUGCAGUGCCAAGGUGUAUGAGCGGGUGAAGCGGAUGCGUGAAGACGAACGCAGGAAGAGGACCAUGCUUUGUGACGUGCUGCAGUACAUCCAGGAUGGCAGAGCCUGUCAGCAGUGGCUCAGCAAACAGGCUGCAAUUGAUGCUGGCGUCACUCCAGCUGUCACAACAAUCACAGUGUCAGCUACAGGUAGACGCAGCGCCCCUCCUCUCAACUUGACCGGACUUCCGGGAACAGAGAAGCUCAACGACAGGGAGAAGGAGCUGUGUCAGGUGGUGCGGCUGGUGCCGGGGGCUUACCUGGAAUAUAAGCAAGCCUUAAUCAACGAGUGCAGGCGGCAGGGUGGGCUGCGGCUGGCCCAGGCUCGAGCCCUCAUCAAGAUCGAUGUCAACAAGACCCGAAAGAUCUACGAUUUCCUCAUCAAAGAGGGCUACAUCACGAAGGCGUAGGAGCGUCCAAGUUCAGCACAACGGGAUAGGUUGUGGUCAGUUGUGCUUUUUAAUGUAAUCUUGUAACAUUUGUCAGUGUUUUGUAAGAAGUUCAAGUUGUUGCUGCUUUUUAAAAGUGUUUGAACAUGUUUAUAGUCAUGUUGUGUCUCUUUUUUUGAACUGUAAAAUGAUUCUGUAUUACUUUGUAUGAUUUGUGUGGUUCUGUCAGAAAAAGAGGAGCUUAUAUUAAACUGAGGAUGUAUUUCUCCUGCCAUAAAUGUUAAUGAAAAAUA